AUUUUCUUUCGGCAACAGCCAUUUUUGCUACGGCGUGCUCUCAGAGUUGAGAAGACUGAACUCCAUAAAUACCGUGAGUUUCGAUUUAUUUUGCAUUAAAAGUAAUUGUAAAUAAUUAGUAUAGCAUUACUGAAUGUUAUUAAUAUAAUAUUUUAUUCAUUUAUGUAGUUGAACAUGAAUACAAAAGAAAAAACACCUCAAGAACAGGCGCAGGAAAUAUUCCGCCAAGAAGCCCUUAAGAAACUUCAAGCACGUGGAGGAGCCGACAAAGUCCGAAUUGGUGGCAAGGGUUCUGCCAGACGUAAGAAGAAGGUAGUGCACAAAACCGCCACCACCGACGAUAAAAAACUUCAAGCAUGCUUAAAAAAACUUAGCGUAAAUAGCAUACCCGGCAUUGAGGAAGUGAACAUGAUAAAAGACGAUGGAAAUGUAAUACAUUUUAAUAACCCAAAAGUACAGGCAUCUCUGGCAGCGAAUACCUUCGCCAUUACCGGCCAUUCGGAAAUAAAACCCAUCACCGAAAUGCUACCAAACAUCUUACACCAAUUAGGAGCUGACUCAAUUACGAGCCUUAAGAAUCUGGCAACCCGAGUAACUAGUUCUGCCAACGCGAGUGGAGAAAAUAAACCCACAGCAGAAAACGAUGAAGAUGAUGAAGAAGUCCCCAACCUCGUCGGAAAUUUCGACGAACCAUCAAAAACUGAAACGUCUUGA
Dimorphilus gyrociliatus is the source of this 714-nucleotide messenger RNA. Lineage: Eukaryota; Metazoa; Annelida; Polychaeta; Dinophilidae. The record is from the annotation of a GenBank genome assembly.